UAUUCUGUACAGACUACAAUAUAACACACUUGACUCUAUGCUUUUAACUAAUUUUUGCUUCAUAAUUUCCUUAAUCGUUUAGUGUUUGUAAAUAACAAUGGAUACAGAAGAAAACAAAGAUAAACUUAUUCGAUGCCUAAAUGAGCAAGUCAACGAAAUAAAUUUACUGAAAUCUAUGUACCCUGAAAAAAAUGAAUUGAUUUUCUAUGAUGCAACAGUGCUCCAAGAAAUAGAAAAUUUUUUGGCAACAUCAACAGAUUUUGUACCAAGGUACAUUGACUUUAUAAUAAAUUUACAAAUAACUAAUACUAAACUUGAAAUAUCUAUAUGUCUUCCAUCAUUUUACCCAGAUACGCAACCUAAUAUUUAUAUUAGAAGCAAUCAACUUAAUCGUCAGCAAGAAAGUAGCUUAAACAUUGAGUUUAAUAAUUUUAUGACUAAAAGUUUUAUUGGAGAAGUGUGUAUUUACACAGGUAUUUUGUGGCUACUUGAAAAUAUAGAAAAAUAUUGUGAACCACCAGCAUCAUUUCCUGUAAAUGUCAACAAAAGUAAUGAAGAACCAGAGAAGUAUACAAGAUACUGGAUAUAUUCACAUCAUAUCUACAAUAAAGAAAAAAAAGAAAUGAUAGUUAAAACAGCAAAAAAAUACAAUUUAAAUGGAUUUUGUUGUACAGGGAAACCUGGAAUUAUAUGCAUAGAAGGCAAUGAAACAACUUGCAUUGAAUGGUGGAAAAUUAUUAAGGCUUUGCACUGGAAGAAAAUAGUAAUAAGAAAAAUUGAAGAGUUAUCAAAUUCAGACUUUAACUCAAUUGAUAAUAGAUUUAAAAAUUUUACACUUAUAGAGUUUUCUAAUCAUUCCAUGUCACAACUUUGCCAAACUUUGGAGGAAGUUUCGCUACAGAAUACAUUGAGAGAAAUACUUGGAUUAUCAAAUGUCACAUGACAUAAAUGAUUUAUUUCAAGAUAAAACAUUUAUUAUAUUUACUUGAUACUCUUUUUUACAUAAUAUUGAUAUAGAUUACUAUUUAUCUUUUACCAAAUGCAGUAACAAAAUGGCAAAUGAGUCAUAGAGUGAGAUUCAAAUACUAGUCAUUCAUCUACGUUUUAAAUAAUAACAGAAAAACAAUAACAAAGAUGAAUGUUUAAAGUAAUAAAUUUAUUUAAUAAUUUACCUAACCUACUAGUCUAAGUGCAACAUUGUAGAAUUGACGCACACCUAAAUUUAGUUUUUUUUGGAAUCAUUCCGUUUUUAAAAAAAUCCUUUUUUUUUAUUUUUAUUGUGUGAGACAAUAUAGACUAAUGGUAAAUUCAGAAACAUGACCAAUUGCAAAUAAAAUUAGGUGCUGAAAUUAACAAAAGCCAAUCUCAUUUGUAUCCAAGUAGACAAUGUCAACUAUAAUACAUAUAUUUGUCCAUGGAUCAGACAUAUUAUGCUUUAAGCAAAACUAUAUAUUGAACAAAUCUAUUUAAUGCCCCAAACUCUUGUCUCGAUGUUGAAAUUGUACGAACCAAAUGAUUGCCGAAAACUUAAGAUAUAAGUGAAUUUUCAUGCUCUAAGUUUGAGUGAGUGACAUUGAAAUAUUUAGACGUAAAAUCUAUACACUAUUCUGGACCUUGAAGUUAGUGCAAUAAAAACUAGUAUGCUAUAUCUGAAA
This is a messenger RNA of Pieris napi, 1655 nucleotides long. RefSeq names its product RWD domain-containing protein 2B. The transcript has a single exon. The record is from RefSeq and is a predicted model, not a curated record. Lineage: Eukaryota; Metazoa; Arthropoda; Insecta; Lepidoptera; Pieridae. Bases 98 to 943 code for a protein of 281 amino acids. Gene Ontology annotation, molecular function: protein binding.